UCCAAACGUCAAGCGCGUGAUGGAUGACUGUUGAGUUGCUAUCGACGGCGGAGCAGGAAUUGCUGCGGCUCUGAGGCUUUAAAGACGCAGAGCGAAUAAAAGCGACGAGAGUGUGCGGUCGGCGACAUCUUCAAAUGCGUUGGAAGCGAUGAGCCUGUCCCGGGCAAGAAGAAAGCGCUGACAGCGAUCUGACGGUUUAUAUGGUUUGGACAGACUGAGAACAUUGUGCAGGGCAGUGAAUAUUAGCAAAUGGAGAACUAUUUCCAGGCUGAAGCAUUUAAUCUGGACAAAGUGUUGGAUGAAUUUGAGCAGAAUGAAGAUGAGACGGAGUCCCCAGGUGUAUUUGAGGCAAAGUGGAGUCAGAUUUUGGAUCCACCCUCUCACCUGCUGUCUUUAAAUCCAGCCUUGUCUAAUGUCAAUGUUGGAGCUUUAUCCAAUGAGGUGCAAUCAAAACUAAAAUGCUGUGCUUCACCCAACACAGAGAUUUCAGUCUUUGGGGGAGGGGAUCACUGCCUUAAUGGAAAUGAUUCCACAGAAAGCCUAGGACUCGACGUUCAUUGGAUUAACGAUGAAGGAGCUCCUGUGGAUCACAAAAGCAAUUGUAGCCAUUGGCCAAACUUUAAAUCAUCAGUGAAGUCUACUUGUGAACAUGAACUAACUCCUUCUGAAGAUAUGAAUUCUUCAGAUAUACUUGGGAUAAUUGUACAGAAUUCUGACUGUCAGUUGGAACAGUGUAGUGACCUUUUGGAGGAAGAUAACACAAAUAGUCAAAAUGCAUUGAAUGUUAACAGUUUUUUGGUAGAAAGCUCAAAUCUGCAAAGUGGACCAUUAUUAUCUGCUGUGAAUGGCAAUUCUGAGAAGGCAGUUAAAAUGAAAAGUAUUAAACAAUUCAGCACACCCUGUGGAGACGAGUUAUCUGUGAAAUCUUCACUUGGAAAUUUAGUGAACUGUACGGGUUUAGAAAAUGUAUCGCCUAAUUCAAAAGAGUCUUGGAGAGCUGAUGAUUUGUCAGUUAUUUGCGAACAGAGUGAAUUGUCCGGAUUGGAUGGUGCUGUUGUUACAAACAAAUUAAGUGAUUCAUUCUCUAGAAAAACUGAAACAAAUGAUACAAUUACUGAACUAGAAGAUGAGUCAAUACAGGUUAAAAAUAAUUUUGUUGUAAGGAGUGGAGAUGAUUUGGAUGACUUGGCAAAAACAAUGAUAUUGGGUGAUCUGGAUAAUUUUACUGGGAUAAAAAUAGACUCUGAGACAGCACAAUCCCAACAGUGUGGGUCCUGUUCUGACAAUAGGCAGCCAAAUUUGAUUGCAGUACAAUGUACUUCCACAAAUAAUGGCAAUUGUGGAAAUGAUGAACACCAUUUUGAAAAUGACAACAGUACAAUGAAUAUAAGUGAUGAAAUGGCUGUUUGCCAAAAAUCUAGUGACAUUUUGUUCAUGCAGGAUGACUUAUCUAAUCGCUCAAAUAAAAUGUCGUCAUCUCAGACGGACGCAGCAAUUGAUCAGUUAACUCCACAAACAAAGCAAGUUAGUCAUGAAGGACUGGAAGGAAAGAAUAGUGAGAUUGUUUUAGAUCUAACAAAACCAGUGACGGAAUCUGCAAUGUCGAAUGACGAUUGGUUGCAAAGGUCUUCCCCUUUGUGUGCUGACAUGAAAAAGACGGUGUCAACAUCUUGCUAUUCAUGUGAUGUUUUAGACUCUCUGUCAAUUUCUAAUUCAACAAUGGCCUGUGCUUCUAAAUCUUUGCCUUUAAAAGAAGAUUCAGUAACUGAAGAAAAGGAAAGGGAGGAGAGCAAAUCAGAAAGUUGCUUCAUUCAACACCAAGAAAGCAGUGCAGUGGAACCUGGAAUGGCUAAUGAUAUGACCAGAUUAAGUAUUUCUACAGAUAUUGCAGAGCACUUGAGAGACAACUAUUUUAACACCCCCAGUCCAUCUGCUGCAAUAACUGGUGCACAGGAUGAGGCAGAAAAAUUAGCUUUAAAUAAUGCACAGUCUGCUAGUAUUCCAUUUGGAGGUGCGAGACCAAAGCAGCCUUUGAAUUUGAAACUACAAAUCCCAAAACCCUUGACCAACCAAUUAUUGAAUGACUUGGGCUCAAGUAACCCUGCACAAAAUACAAAAAAUAAAAAUAUAGGUUUCACUGAUAAAGCAGAACCGUCUGAAGAUUCCUGUAUGUGUGCUUUGAAUGAUGGUAAUUCAGUUCCAGAUUGCAGCAAUGAUGUUGAUGACUUUGGAGCGUGUUAUUCUGGUGAUUCCAAAGAUCUCAACUCAGACAAUGUUGCGGAAUCUGAAAGUCCAAAUAAUGACCUGCGAAUUGGACAGUUUCCAGGACUUCUCAAAAAGCCAUUUACAAGCUUGGGUGAUGUUGCUCCAGUAUGGGUACCAGAUUCCCAAGCACCUAACUGCAUGAAAUGUGAGAUGAAGUUUACAUUCACAAAGAGACGUCAUCACUGCAGAGCUUGUGGAAAGGUUUUCUGUGCAGCUUGUUGCAGCCUGAAGUAUAAGCUAAGUUACAUGGAUAUGAAGGAGGCCCGAGUUUGUGUAACUUGCCAUACUGUUCUAACACGUUCUCGAGCUUGGGAGAAUAUGUUUAAUGCCUCAGCUUCGAGCCCAAAUCCCAACAAUCCUGCUGAAUAUUGUUCAACUAUACCACCACUGCAACAAGCUCAGGCAUCAGGGGCACUUAGUUCUCCACCACCCACAGUAAUGGUUCCCGUGGGAGUUCUGAAAUAUCCUGGCACAGAAGUGACUCACCCAAAGGAGCAACGACGAGUCUGGUUUGCUGAUGGAAUCUUACCAAAUGGAGAAGUUGCAGAUGCAGCAAAAUUGUCAUCAGGUGGGCCAUCUAUGACAGGAUCUUUGACAGUAUCACAUGAUCCUGGUAAAGAAGUUGCAACAAAACCCACAGCCUCUGAGAAUGUGGCUUCAUCAUUAAGUAGUACAGCCCAGAUUGGCAGUCCAGUUGGAAGUGCAAUUAAUUUGGUCCCAGAAAAUGGGCUCCCACCUAUUCUCAUCUCUACAGGCGUCAAAGGAGAUUAUGCAGUUGAGGAACAACCCUCGCAGGUCUCUCUGAUGCUGCAGUUGGAAGAAGGAGGCCCCGACCCUCUAGUUUUUGUUUUAAAUGCCAACUUACUUGUCAUGGUCAAACUUGUCAAUUAUGUAAACAGGAAGUGUUGGUCCUUCACUACUAAGGGAAUGCAUGCUGUGGGGCAGGCAGAGAUAGUCAUCCUCUUGCAAUGUUUACCUGAUGAGAAAUCUAUCCCAAAGGACAUCUUCAAUCACUGCAUACAGCUUUAUCAAGAUGCUCUGGCAGGUAAUGUUGUUGGAGAAUUGGGCCACUCCUUCUUUACCCAGAGUUUUCUUGGCAGUAGGGAACAUGGUGGAUUUCUGUAUGUCACAGCUACUUUUCAGUCGUUGCAGGAUUUGGUGCUACCCAGUCCACCAUACCUGUUUGGCAUUUUAAUUCAAAAAUGGGAAACUCCUUGGGCUAAAGUUUUCCCAAUUCGUCUCAUGCUACGUCUUGGAGCAGAAUAUAGAUUUUAUCCAUGUCCAUUGUUCAGUGUGCGUUUUCGUAAACCUCUGUUUGGAGAGACAGGGCAUACUAUUAUGAACCUACUUGCGGAUUUCAGGAAUUACCAAUACAAGUUACCUGUAGUACAAGGACUUGUGGUUGAUAUGGAAGUGAGGAAGACAUGUAUCAAUGUUCCUAGCAACAGAUACAAUGAGAUGAUGAAGGCAAUGAACAAAUCGAAUGAGCACGUGUUGGCAUUUGGAGCUUGCUUCAAUGAGAAGGCAGAUUCACAUUUGGUGUGUGUUCAAAAUGAUGAUGGGAACUACCAAACACAAGCCAUAAGUAUCCACAACCAGCCUAGAAAGGUAACUGGAGCCAGUUUCUUUGUGUUCAGUGGCGCUCUGAAAUCAUCUUCUGGCUACCUGGCCAAAUCUAGCAUUGUUGAAGAUGGUAUGAUGGUGCAAAUCUCAGCUGAAACAAUGGAUUCUCUACGACAGGCAAUUCGAGAAAUGAAAGACUUUACCAUAACCUGUGGCAAAACAGAUGCUGAAGAAACGCAGGAGCAUGUUCACAUCCAUUGGACAGAAGAUGACAAAAAUAUCAACAAAGGUCUCAUCAGUCCAAUUGAUGGCAAAUCCAUGGAUGAAAUUCCAAGUGUGAAGAUAUUUCAUGGUUCAGAAUUCAAAACAAAUGGCAAAGUCAUUAGAUGGACAGAGGUGUUCUUCCUGCAGAGUGAGGAACAACCAAGCGAUCUUAGUGACCCAGCAGAUCACAGCAAACUUGCAGAGAAUAUGGCCAAGGCAUUUUGCUUGGCACUCUGUCCCCACCUUAAACUGCUAAAAGAAGAUGGAAAAUCAAAACUGGGCCUCCGUGUCACACUAGAUUCAGACCAGGUUGGAUACCAAACUGGUAGCAAUGGACAACCUCUUCCUUCACAAUACAUGAAUGAUCUUGACAGCGCUUUGGUUCCAGUUAUCCAUGGUGGAGCAUGUCAGCUGAGUGAAGGGCCAGUUGUGAUGGAACUGAUCUUUUACAUUCUGGAGAGCUUCUCCUAGAAACCUGAAAAACUUUUCCAUCUCACUGGUGUGCAUUGCUCUGACUAAAAACAUUUGCACUUUAGACUAUUGGUAUGACAAAACUGAUUUGGUGCUCCAUUAUUGCUGAAUCUACUAUGCACCAUAGAUCAUUGUUGUUGAUGUAAUGAAGGUCAGGUUACCUGUUUUUCAACUUUCUAUUAAAUGUGGACUUAAUCCUUUGGUUGAAGGUGACGCCGUUCUGAAGCAUGAAUGAACUUUGAUUUCUACUGGUUUACAUUGUCUGGAUUAACCGCUUAUCAUUCUUCAGGAUUCUGAGACAAGUUUUCAAUUUGAAAUAAAAUGGGUACAAGUGGGUAUUAUGACACUAUUAUAUGAGAAGAAUACAGAAAUACUUUAUGACCUCAGUAUCACUACUUCCCUGACACAAUCAGCAGUUAAUAUAUUUAGGUUGUAUAUAAUGUAUGUCUGAAAUUUUGAAGCACUUAACCUAUGCCUUGUAAACCACAUAAUGGAACAUUGUGGUAAUCUCUAGCCAUGAAAUAAAGAUAGUGUAUAAACAGAUUACUCUAAAAGAAAAUUAAUGACUUUCUCAGCCAUACUGCAUUUCGUAUCAGCUGUAUUAAUUGUAUUUGCUGGUGCAUGGGCACCUCAGGUAAUAUUGUUCAUAUAUACAGGGACUAGUGUUUAAAGCCUUCAUGGGAAGAAUCUGCUUCAAUUGGGCUGUUAUGGGCAGUCUCCAAGUAGAGGAAAGUAUCCUUUGUGCCAGAAUUAAGCAGAAUCUUGGGCAAAUGAACUCCUGUAAGUAAAUGUAAAAUAUGGUUGUUUAAAAGCCAAAUACACUGUAUAUCUGUUUUCUUGCAUUUAGAGACAUUUGCAAUUCAAGAAUAGUUAAUAUAAGGUAAAUAAAUGUUCCCUUUAUUUAAAAACAACUCUAGUAUUGGCUUUUUAAGAAUCAGUAAAUAGACAUUAUUAGCUUAGUUCAGCCUAUUUCCUUCAAUUGUAUAUCACUGACUGGAAAUGUGGUUUUACCUUGCAUAUAAGACAUACAAAAUCAUUGUACAUUCAAGUGAAAUGCUGUUUCAUUUCAAUUUAGUUUUUGUAUUGGCAGAAGUCAAAUGUGCACUUUAGAAACUGGUUACAAAUAAAUGGUUUCCUAAUAAAACCUCAUUGAAUACCAAUUAAGUAUUUAUCACAUUAAAUACACAACAGCAAUAAAGUAUUCUUGCAUAAAUCUGUAUGUCUUUUUGUUAACAGUAUUCUGAAAACUUGCUGUUUAUUUGGUAUACAAGGUAUAGGCAAUGAUGGUGGGGUGGGGGGGGGGGAGAGCAUGUACUAGUAAAGUUUUUUUUGGUACCUUAAAAUUAGGAAGGUAUUAAUUGAACUCAUUAGUUUCAAUUUUCCCAGUGAGGAGGAAGAAAAAAAUAAACACUGUCCCUUUUGAUCAUACUUCAGAUUUCAAUAUUUGUGACGUGCUGGAAAUGCUCAUCUACGGAUACAAGUAUUCAUGGUCCAGGUUUAUGAAUUUUUUCCAGAAAUGGGGCUUCUUUUAUUGUUGACAGUUCUCAGAAGUAAAAUUAAUUUGCUAUUCCCCCUCCUUGCCUAUCCUUAAAAGGGGUAAUUUUUACAGUAGGGCUAUUGAAUUUAAGUUACUUUGGCUACUCUAGAAUGACUUGGUGGGGUUUAUCUUUAAGGAACUUCAUAUUGCUUCUGGCCUCCCUCCUGUUAGAAACAUAGAAAAUCUACAACACAAUACAGGCCCUUCGGCCCACAUAGUUGUGCUAAACAUGUCCCUACCUUAGAAAUUACUAGGCUUACCUAUAGUCCUCUAUUUUACUAAGCUCCAUGUACCUAUCUAAAAGCCUCUUAAAAGACCCUAUCGUAUCUGCCUCCACCACCAUUGCUGGCAGCCCAUUCCACACGCUCACCACUCUGAGUAAAAAAACUUACUCCUGACAUCUCCUCUCGACCUACUCCCCAGCACCUUAAACCUGUGCUGGCAACCAUUUCAGCCCUAUUACUGACAUUCCAUUUAUUUUCUUGACUACAAUUUAAAUUACACUACAAUUUAUCUUCCCACUUUUCCAGUUCUGGUGAAUGGUUUUGGAUAUUGACUGUACUGUUUGCCUUUUGAUGUAGCAAGCUAAAUAGUCUGGUCUCGCUGAUUGUCAGUUCAUUUGUGUAAUUUUUAAACAAUAUAUUCAAAGCAGUAUGGUUUAUGGUUCCAUCAAGUUCUAACUAGUUUAUCUAUUGACCUAUAGCCUACAUGUCAGUGUGUUUGUCUAUGCCAAAUGCACUUCUACUAAAUUAAUACCUCAAAAAGACAAACGCUGUUUAAGUCUGUUAGUUUGCACACUGAAAAUAAAUCAACCAAAAUACAGUGCAUACAGGUGUAACAGCUUUAGAUUCACAUCCAAAAAUAACUAUAUAUUCAACACACAAAAUGCUGGAGGAGCUUGGCAGGCCAGGCAGCAUCUAUGGAAAACAGUACAAUAAACAUCUUGGGCCAUGACACUUCAGCAGGUCAUGCUGAAGGGUCUUGGCAU
Hypanus sabinus (Atlantic stingray) is the source of this 7088-nucleotide messenger RNA. RefSeq names its product zinc finger FYVE domain-containing protein 9-like. The coding region runs from base 250 to 4563 and encodes 1437 amino acids. Lineage: Eukaryota; Metazoa; Chordata; Chondrichthyes; Myliobatiformes; Dasyatidae. The transcript has 18 exons. Gene Ontology annotation, biological process: endosomal transport. The record is from RefSeq and is a predicted model, not a curated record. Gene Ontology annotation, cellular component: early endosome membrane. Gene Ontology annotation, molecular function: metal ion binding.